Pocillopora damicornis (cauliflower coral) is the source of this 3985-nucleotide messenger RNA. Its product is annotated as protein patched homolog 2.S. Gene Ontology annotation, molecular function: hedgehog receptor activity; smoothened binding; hedgehog family protein binding. Gene Ontology annotation, cellular component: plasma membrane. The record is from RefSeq and is a predicted model, not a curated record. Gene Ontology annotation, biological process: negative regulation of smoothened signaling pathway. Lineage: Eukaryota; Metazoa; Cnidaria; Anthozoa; Scleractinia; Pocilloporidae.
UAAAAUGUUCUGUGGGAAAUGUCAAGCACAACGAAUGUAACCAUGACAUGAGGAACAAUUUAGUAUAGUAGUAGAGGUGUUUUAGGUUUUAAGUAGGAAUUUUUUCACGGUUGAAUUCUCUCUUAGGUGGAAUCUCCGUGACUGGAUGCUAGUCGUGGGUGAAUUUUCUUCAAGCGAUCGUGGUUAAGAUCGAUUCCAUGGGUCAACGAACAGCGCUAAGAUUACGUUCAAAACUGCAAGCGAUCUUCUUCAAGUUAGGGUGUUUCUGCCAAAGAAACUGUUGGGUUGUUCUCGCUGUUGGAUUUUUUAUUCUUAUCGGGCUCUCUGUUGGGAUCAUAACAGCAAAAAUUGAGACAGAUGUAGAGAAAUUAUGGAUGGAAGUUGAUGGAAGGCUUGAAAAGGAACUACAGUACACAAAGGAUUCAGUUGGAGAAGGAGCGGGAACAACUAAUGAACUCAUAAUCCACGCUGCCAAUGAAGGUGGCGAUAAUAUUUUGUCGGUGGAUUCGAUGCAGAAGCAUCUAAAAGCAGUUCAAAAAGCUGUAGAAAUUAAGGUCGACAUAUUCGGCAAGACUUGGUCUCAUACAGACCUCUGUUACGUACCAGAGGUUCCAUCUUUUAACAAUUCUUUAGUGGACGGGAUCAUAGCAGCCAUUAUUCCCUGCCUCGUUAUAUCUCCACUGGACUGCUUCUGGGAUGGAGCUAAGAAUCUUAAACUUAGAGCCGAGCUACCAUCCGUUGCCAAAGUGUUUCCCUUAGAAUGGACCGAAAGCAACCCGACUUUUCUUUUAACACUGUUAGAUCAGCUUAAUAUUGAAGGCAAAGAGGAAAUUAAAGAUCUGUUUGUCAAGGCUGGUAUCACCAAAGGAUAUCAAGAAAAGCCUUGCCUUGAUCCAACAGAGCCUAAAUGCCCGAGCACAGCUCCUAACUCUCCCUCAAAAACAGGAAAGGCACCAGACGUAAAGUCAGAGCUAAAUGGAGGUUGCAAAGGUUUUGCAACAGAAUUUAUGCAGUGGGCUGAAGAGCUAAUUGUUGGUGGAGUAACAAAACACAAUAAUACGUUGACGAGUGCAAAAGCGCUUCAGACAAUUCUCGUUCUCGCGGGUCCACAAGGUCUGUACAAACGAUGGGCAGACAGAUCUCAGGAGUUGAAUGUGCGUUGGAGCUUGGAUACUGCGAAACAAGUCCUAGAGGCAUGGCAACGGCGCUUUACAGAGGAAAUCAAUGAAGACGUCAAAGAAACUGACGAGUUCAGUAUCCUAGCUUUUGACUCAACCUCUGUCACUGACUUAUUGAAGGAGUUCUCAGAGACCAGCGUGUCAAGAAUUGCUAUAGGAUACGUACUCAUGCUCAUUUAUGCGUGCAUAACUCUGAAGCGCUGGUGUGAGCCAAUCAGAUCUCAUGGUGCCCUGGGGUUUGUGGGUGUGCUCUUGGUUACGCUCUCGGUGGCUGCUGGGUUUGGUUUUAGUGCAUUGUGCGGGAUAACAUUCAACGCUGCAUCAACUCAGGUGUUACCGUUUCUUGCCCUCGGUCUGGGCGUGGAUGACAUGUUUCUUCUGGCUCACUCGUAUUCCAGCUUAAUACGGGGUGGAGACAUCCGCCAUGUGGAAGAAGUUGGCUACUGUUUGGGAACCACUGGGGUUAGCGUGUUUCUGACGUCAUUCAACAACAUGUUAGCGUUCUUCAUGGCGGCGUUGAUUCCUAUACCAGCCCUGAGAUAUUUUGCACUUCAGGCUGCUGUUGUUGUUAUCUUUAAUUUCAUCGGAGUCAUCAUCAUUUUUCCCGCCAUGCUGGGAGUCGAUGUGCAAAGAAUGAGACAUCAUCGAUACGACAUCAUCUGCUGUUUGAAAAGCUCGUCCAAGAAUCGAGGUAGUGAAGAAGUGUUGUCUAAAACAAGAAGCGAGUUUCCAUCAACAACUGAAAGAGAAAAAAAUCAACAUGAACUUGAGCACUCCGACAAUCACGCUGUGUCUAAACCCUCCAACACCAUGGUCACGAGCAAUGGAAAAUCAGAUUCUUCUAUCGGUGAGGUCCUGGUAAAUGAGUAUACAAAUAACUUGGACAAGCAGUCUAAACUGUCUUACGAUAGCGAAGCAAGUAUGAUGAGAAAUCACCUCAGUCCUAAUGCAUCACAGCAUGGUACUCCGAGUAGCGUAGUUGAUUCCUCAGUAAAUGGUAACGAUGAUGGAUCUUUCCGGUACAAAUGCGCACCUAUAUCGCUUCAAAAUUUUGCCACAGUUUAUUAUGGCCCUGCACUGCAGAAAACGUCGGUUAAGGUUGCAGUGAUUUUGUUCUUUCUUGGUCUUCUUGCUGUGGGGAUCUACGGUGCCUUUCAAGUGGAAGACGGUUUAGAACUCACCGAAGUAGUUCCACACAACAGCGUAGCACACAAAUUUGUGGAAGCUCAAUUCAAGUAUUUCUCAUUUUAUCCCAUGACUCUUGUUACACAAGAUAACUUUGACUACGCCAACAAACAGAACACUUUAUUAUCCUACCACGAAGCAUUUAAACAGAUACCAAAUGUUAUUAGAAUUCCUGGUUCAGAAGAAAUUCCCAAAUUUUGGCUUAUGUACUUUCGAGACUGGCUCAAUGAUGCACAGACGUCAUUUGACCAAGACUGGGCCAAUAAAACCAUAACCGACGCUGGCUGGACUGAAGCAGCAUCCAGCACAGGGGUAAUGGCUUACAAACUACUAUCUCAGACAGAUGAAUCAGAUGAAAUUGACCGAACACAGGUUCGAAACUACAAGCUAGUGAGCAAUGGAAUCAUUCGUCCUGAAAUAUUCUACAAAGCUCUCACAGUUUGGAUCGAUAGGGACGUAUUAGGAUAUGCAUUUUCACAAGCCGACAUUAAGCCAAAGACUGUUGACUUUUCAAAUACAAGAUCCUCCCAAGAUGAUAAAGCAAUGAUAGUGGCUGCAGCUCAACCGAUCACGUUCGCAAAGAUCAACUUUAACGUCAUUGGUCUUCAAGAAACAAAAGACUUUGUAAAGUUGAUCAAGGAUGUUCGAGAGAUUUGCGACAAAUAUGCCGAAGAAGGACUCCCUAACUACCCCAGUGGGGUCCCCUUUACGUUUUGGGAGCAGUACAUUUGGCUAAGGCGGCAAAUUAUCAUCGCAAUUUCCAUAUCGUUGGCGGUGAGCUUUUUAGCAAUGGCAGUGUUGUUGUUCAACAUCUGGGCUGCAGCAGUCAUCGUACUUGUCUUGGUGAUGAUAACAGUUGAAGUGUAUGGCUUCAUGGGCUUGGCUGGAAUAAAACUUAGUGCUGUACCUGCAGUGACACUCAUUCUGUCUGUUGGAGUUGGAGUGGAGUUUACUGUACACAUGUGCAUGGCAUUUAUGCAGGCCGUCGGUGAUAGAAACCAGAGGAUGCAGAAGGCAAUAGAACAUGUUUUUGUACCAAUCGUGGACGGUGCCAUCUCGACGCUUCUUGGCGUUGUGAUGCUGGCAGGAUCCGAAUUCGAAUUCAUAGUCAGAUACUUCUUUAACCUUCUCCUAGCAUUGAUAUGUAUUGGCACAUUUAAUGGCCUCCUAUUUCUACCAGUUUUCUUGUCUCUGGCCGGGCCUGGAGCAAUGGCAACUGAAGUCCCAACUCCCAGCCUAUCAAAUUCAUUGGCCAUUCAAAACCAGGCAACCGCUCCUUCCUCUGCUGGUUCAGCGAUAAAUGAUUUGGAACUAGAAGAACAUGAGCCAAGCAGUGAAACUAAAGGAAACGAGAAACCUCUCGAAAGGACCAAUCCAAUGAUUAAACAUUGGGCACAAGUUGAACCGACGUAUGAUAAAGAACCAUGGAAUUCAGACAUGGCGACGAUUGAAGGGCCGCGUCAGCAUGAGCUGGAUGAUGUCAAAUUUUGACGUAAAAAGUUUAAUUAGUUAGCAUACCAUCAAUAUACCAGAAGACCACCUCGACGUGAUUUGGAAGCCGCGACUGACUACUAACUAUAGAUAACUCGUCCCAGUGCUCACGGUCCUCACGUUUCGUUUAA